Molecule: messenger RNA, 1018 nt
Organism: Apus apus (common swift)
Lineage: Eukaryota; Metazoa; Chordata; Aves; Apodiformes; Apodidae
Gene: RAB26
Product: RAB26, member RAS oncogene family
Exons: 9
Coding region: 1-777 (258 amino acids)
Cellular component (GO): endosome; Golgi apparatus
Molecular function (GO): GTPase activity; GTP binding
Source: RefSeq, a predicted model, not a curated record
AUGUCGCGGAAGAAGGCGGCUCGCAGUAAGGGCAGCGGCACCGCACCCUCUGCCGCGCUGCCCCCCGCCGCCCCGGGGCCCGGCCCCGCUCCCGCCGCCCCCCAACGGGGCUCCGGCGCCGAGCUGCCCCGCAACGGGACCGUGGCGCCCGGGAGACCCUCGCUGAGCAGCAGCGGCGAGUUCUACGAUCUUGCGUUCAAGGUGAUGCUGGUGGGUGACUCGGGGGUUGGCAAGACCUGCUUGCUGGUGCGGUUCAAGGACGGUGCUUUCCUCGCUGGCAGCUUCAUUUCCACAGUUGGAAUUGACUUCAGGAACAAGGUGCUGACAGUGGAUGGGGUGAAGGUGAAGCUGCAGAUCUGGGACACGGCCGGGCAGGAGCGAUUCCGCAGCGUCACCCACGCCUACUACCGGGAUGCCCACGCCCUGCUCCUGCUCUACGAUGUCACCAACAAAGCAUCAUUCGACAACAUCCAGGCUUGGCUGACAGAGAUUCAUGAAUACGCACAGCAAGAUGUGGUCCUCAUGUUACUGGGAAACAAGGUGGAUUCAGCCCAGGACAGAGUGGUGAAAAGGGAAGAUGGAGAAAAAUUAGCCAAGGAAUGUGGCGUGCCCUUCAUGGAGACCAGCGCCAAAAGUGGCCUCAAUGUUGAAUUAGCAUUCACAGCCAUUGCAAAGGAACUGAAGCACAGGUCCAUGAAGCUGCCCAACGAGCCCAAAUUCAAGCUCCACGACUAUGUGAAGAAGGAAGUGAGAGGCUCAGGCUGCUGCAGGUCCUAACGCGCUCGGUGCGUUUGUACAGAGACUCACGCCCAGUGUUUGUGCGCCGCGCUCUCCUCGUGGAUGGUGUGUGCAUGUCUGUGUGUCUGUGUCUGCCUCAGGGGGAGCUGAGAUGUGGGAGUGGAAGCAGCAGCAGCUCCCUGGGCCGGGUUGGAGGCUGGUUGUGCCAUGCACCCUGUGCUGCUCCCCUCAGUGUCCAUCCCUCCAGCUCCCCUCGCCGGUCGCUCCUGCCCGUCUCACA